Molecule: messenger RNA, 1477 nt
Organism: Polychytrium aggregatum
Lineage: Eukaryota; Fungi; Chytridiomycota; Chytridiomycetes; Polychytriales
Product: GPCR fungal pheromone mating factor
Exons: 3
Coding region: 406-1452 (348 amino acids)
Biological process (GO): G protein-coupled receptor signaling pathway
Cellular component (GO): membrane
Molecular function (GO): mating-type factor pheromone receptor activity
Source: RefSeq, a predicted model, not a curated record
UGCCUUUGCUCUGGCUGUCCUCCGCCUCGGCUCCCACAGCCUCCGCACUCCUCAACUGCUGUCUGACUCUGCGAUCGACCGGCUCUUAUCCAUUUAGGCUUCUCCCUCUUGUCCGCCCGGUCUCUCAUUCCUUGGAGCCGGCCGCCUUCCAUCUGUAUCCGGAACGCUUGGUCAUUUUGCUUUUUGCCUUCCGCACUUUGCCCUGUCCGUUGGUCGGUCCGGACGGCCUCUACUUCUACUUCCGAACCUGCCUCUGUCUCCAUCGGAUCUUCAUUAUCAUCCUCUGAACGCCAUCGACCUAUUUGCCCAUCUCUCGUGCCAGGCGCUCGCAUUCUCCCUUCCGUCGCUCUCCGCUCUCGUCAUCCGAUCAUUGUCGACCCUCCUUGCCACUGCCAACCUGAAAGCAUGAGUCCACAGAACAUUGCCCUGGCCGUCAUCGCCGUGCUCGCCUCCUUUCUCGUCUUUUACAUUCACUAUCCCAGCCGCAACCUCGCCCUCUUGAUGCUGGCUUCAAUCACGGGCCUGCUGUCGCUCCUCCUGGUGAUCGGGGCCGCGGUCUUUCCUUCCUCCAUGACCGUCGCCGCGUCCUUCCCGCCAUGGAGCGCAUUGCAGAUCUUUUGCGAAAUCCAGGCCUUCCUCCUCAACGUCCUGGGUAUCUCCAUCUACGGCUCCUGUCUGUGCCUGUCGAUCGAGCUGAAUCUGCGCACCAGCGCCAAGCGAGUCUUGCGAAGCGACGACUCAGACACCCGCCCCAAGCUGUUUCUGUAUCUGGUUCUGUCUCUGGGUGUUCCCGUCGUCUUUAUCGUCGCCGUGCUCUGGCUGCGAUCCAAGCCUGCAUACUACAUCCCGCAGGCUUUCUGCGACAACCAGGCUGGAAAGUACAUCUUUCUGAUUGUUUUCGUCAUCUCACUCAUCAUCUACACCAUCAUGGGAUCUAUUUUUACGAUGAUUGCUAUUCGCAACUAUAUUCGCAAGCGCUCGGAGAUCCUGCAGUCGCUCAACGACGGCGUCGGCUCUUCCGAAAGCUACGACUUCCAGCGGCAGCAGGCCCAGUCGUCCCGCACAGCGCUUCUCCAGAUCCUGCAUCGCAUGGUGGUUUGGAGUGCCGGAUACCAUCUGCUUGCCAUCGUCUACGUCAUCCAGACCACCUACGCGGCUGUUUCCAACCUCAUCACCAACGACCCCAACUACGAGCCCAUGGACUCGGUCAACAACGAGUCCGCUUUCGACCGUGCCCUCACCGUCAUGUAUGCCACGAGCGCCCUGUCGAUUCUGCUUCUGGCCUGCUUUGGAUCCGGCAAGAGCGCCAUCGAGCGCUAUCGAACCUUGAUUUGUUUCGGCCCGAGAACGGUACGUCGCGCCGUCAAGGCGAGGGGCCAUGCUCUGAGGCAUCUCGGCCAGAGCCAGGGCCAAGAUGCAGGUCGCUCUGCCGCCCCCUCUGAGUAUAUCUGAUGCCCCGCCCCUUCGACCAGCCUCU